Pyrus x bretschneideri (Chinese white pear) is the source of this 2066-nucleotide messenger RNA. RefSeq lists its product as uncharacterized. The record is from RefSeq and is a predicted model, not a curated record. Bases 198 to 1400 code for a protein of 400 amino acids. Lineage: Eukaryota; Viridiplantae; Streptophyta; Magnoliopsida; Rosales; Rosaceae. The transcript is spliced from 4 exons.
CAACUUUAUUUUCUUCAUAUUCUCACACAAACAGAAAAUUGCAAACCCUAACUUUCUAAAUUUCCUCCCAAUUCCAAGCCCGCAAUUCUCAACCCUACAGGCUGGAAAUCUCCAAUUGAAGCCAAAACACAGAGGAUCUAGGGCGGUAUUUCACGUGAAUUGAUCGAAUUUCGCAAAAUUUCAAGCAAGGUUUUGACAUGCUAGUAGGCAUCAUGAGAUUCAAGAAGGGAAGCAAAGUGGAGGUACUUAGCCAAAAGGAGGUGCCUGGGGGAGCAUGGCGCUGUGCUGUGAUUGUCUCUGGUAAUGGGCACACAUAUAGUGUUAGCUAUGAUUGGUCUGGCAAGGACAGUCAGGCAGUUGUGCAUGGAGUCUCAAGGAAGGAUAUUAGGCCUUGCCCUCUGCCUGUUCAAAGAGUGGAGAGUUGGGCAGUUGGUGAUGUUGCGGAGGUGUUUGAUGUUGGUUUCUGGAAAAUGGCCACGGUGAUAAGGGUCUUGGAUGAAAAUUAUUACUUGGCUAGGAUACUUGGAUCUUUUGAGGAGUUAAGAGUCCACAAAUAUAGGAUCAGGGCACGCCAAUUAUGGAAGGAUGACAAAUGGUUUGUGAUCGGAAAGGGUCCAGACAAUCGGAUGAGCUCACAAGCCCCCCAAAUGAAAGCAAAAAUAAAGCUACCCGCCAGGAAUGAUUGUUUACCUCCUCUGUACAACAUCAGCUGUCAGGAUUCCCAUAGUGUUUCAUCUGGAUCUUUGAAGAAAGCUUAUCCAUAUAGCUCUUCUAUUGAGGGAUAUUCUCGAAAGAUGAGGGCAAUUGAGAAGGGGUGUGAGCGUCAACGCGUUUUUUCUGGGUCCCCGUCUUACUUGCUCAAAACGGUGGAUGCUGUUGCUAACCCGCGAGAAAAUCUGGUGGAAGAAUACAUGCAUACAUCCUUUGUUAAUCGCACAACUGGAUGUGUUGAAAAGGAGAGGAAAGAGUUAAAUGGUGUUAUUUCUUGUUUUGUUGAAAGAAGCUCAGAACUUAAUGAUAGCGAUAGUGAUGCAUGCUCUGUUGGUAGUUGUAGUGUUAUCAGUAGCAGUUCAAAUAAGUUGUCUGGUCACAAUUUAGCAGGUACUAGUCAAGAUGUAGAUACCCUUUCUAGUGAUGCAGAGUCCUUUUGUUGCUGUGAAGAUGCGCAAGAAAAAUUUUCCCUUCCUCUAAAAGAGGAUGUAGCAGCAGGAAUCCAUAGGUUAGAGUUGAAUGCUUAUCGCAGUACUCUGGUGGCAAUGCAUGCUUCUGGGUCCUUAAGCUGGGAACAAGAAGCGUUGUUGACAAAUCUCCGUAUUUCACUUCACAUUUCAAAUGAUGAACAUUUGAUGGAAGGCCAAGGUUGGAGCCUUGCUUGGCUUGCCUUGCUUCCAAAGGCCUAGAUGAUGCUGGGAUUUAUCAUCUUAGCGUGUACAGUGGGACUAUCUAUUUCCAAUUUUCUUGGUGUAUGACUAUGUCACUAGUAAGUGGUACAAUGGUUUCCUCUGUUUUUUCGAGGUGGUUCAUUUUGGCUCUGCUGGGAACUGGAACACAUCUUGUACAAAGCAGAACAUGAACUUUGAAAGGUUCCCAGUUUGCUUGAUACAGUUUACCUGAUCUUUUGCUCUAUGAUAUAUCUCUAUAUUUUCUAUCAUUUUUUCAUUUUUACUGUUGAAAUAUAGGACGUAUUAUAUUGCUUGAGAUAAAAAGCUAUGUUAGUUUAGCACUAUCUCCAUGCAGUAUUUGAACUUGCCCGGUAAAUUUUCUGUUUUUUUUGUUUUUUUUUGUUUUAUCUUAUUGAACUCUGGAACGUUUUACAUGAUCCAUAUCCAUCUGUUUAUUCAAUACUCCUUAUCCAUCAGUACUUUGUGCAUUAGUAUGACAACCUAAAUGGCUUCGAAUUUACUGUAUAAACCCCUUUUUGGCAUGCAUUUAUUUCCAUAUUAGUGUAUGUACUUUGAUGAUAGUAAUCUGAAGGCAUUGAUGUUUCUGUUUUGAUUAUGAUAUGAAAUUAUUAUGUGAUAUAUUUCUGUUGCUAUUAAUUGAAGCUUUUGAUGGUAUGCUAUUUU